Messenger RNA from Trichoplusia ni (cabbage looper), 3915 nucleotides. RefSeq lists its product as uncharacterized. The record is from RefSeq and is a predicted model, not a curated record. Bases 142 to 1203 code for a protein of 353 amino acids. Lineage: Eukaryota; Metazoa; Arthropoda; Insecta; Lepidoptera; Noctuidae. The transcript has a single exon.
UAUGGCUAGACCAAAAAACGAAAAUGACAGAAAAUGUCAAGUCAAACUUUGUCUAUACAAUAAUAUAAUACCUAUAAUAGAGAUUUCUGCUUUUUCACAUAAGCCAUGUUUUUUUAACUGUUCAUUAACUUGCUCCUGAAAAUGGUGGCGCCUAAAAGCAACCCAGUCGGAUUCAACUCGAGCGCUAAACGGUUUGGUAAAAUAACCGUUCAUCCUAAUCUAGACCCCAGCGGGCUUUAUGUCACAAGACCUGAUGGGUGCGAUCCCUGCCUCUAUUCACCAAAUCUGAUACAAAACAUAUGUGAAGCGACUCAUUACAAAAAAAUCGACAAAGAUCCUUGGAGGUACAAAAAUGAAUUAGAGGAAUGGGCGAAGAACUUGGGCUAUAGAAACCAAAGAGUUUUAGAACAAAGACAGUGGCGGCGAUCUUUACUAGGUCCUGCUUGGCAUACGGUUACAGAACUACCCAAAUAUGAACCAGCUUGCAUGAAUGUUGGAUUUAGUAGAAUAUCUCGAACGAUACCCUCGCGAAAUAAUGUACCGGGUCCAGGAACCUACUACAAAGCCGUACCUUACAAGGCACCGUAUGGCCCACACUCCACUCGGCCUACUUUUGAAAGAGAAGACUUUUGCCGAUUUAUGGAUAGAUCACCAAAGUGGUCACUCGCCCCAAACCGAUACUGUUACCUUGACAAAGACUCAAUUGAACAAAAGUCCAAAAAGGUAGUGUCACUACGCGGCCCAUACGAUCUAUUUACUGGGAAACGAGACGACAGUACAAAGAAUCACUUUAAUACAUCUAUGAAAUGCAGCGCUGCCACCUGGCCUAUAGCACUGAAAGGCAGUCUGGAGAAGUACAAGACAUCUCAUUUCGGUAAAAUGAAUAAGACAAGCAGAAGAACACCUUGCAGGGGCCGAACGGCACUUGUGGACUUGUCAAUGUGCCCGAGAAGACCAGAAGACCCUGGUUCUGCGCAUUACAAUGUAUACAAGCCUCGUGUGUUUGAACAAAACAAAAAUGCAUUUAAUAGCUCUUAUGAUAAGCCACCUGGGUAUAUUAAAGUGGUGGUAUGGCCUGGCGUAGGAAGAUAUCGGUUGGCAGGCCGAAGAGAAAUUCAGGGCAAAGGUCAUAGGCAUGUAUUCUUAAGCAAGCAGGGCCGGUCCAUCGGUGCUGUGAUACCUCAACCAAUGAACUCGUUUUAAAAUUGUCUAUUUUAGAUUUCUUUAUUUUUCUAGCUAUAUCAAUAACUUUUAUCUAAUUGAAAUAAUUUACUUCCUUCAUUUAAUUUAAAUAUAAAUACUUUCAAGAUAGCAAAUAAGCGGCAUUUUCAAAACCUUAACCCGUACAAUAGCAAAGUACUUGGAUAAUUUUUGAAUUUGUGACAAAUCUAAUCAUCAUAUUUUAACUCCGAACUUUACCAGAAGUUGCAAACCAUCUUAUUAUUUUAAUUACAUGAGAAUACAUCGGAAUAUUUAAUUGCUUAAUGCGUUCAAAUUCGAAAUAAAUAUCAAUUUAACUUAAACGUGUCUUCCAACUAUUGAUUAAAUUAUUUGUGGACUAAAGCAGAAAAAGUUGCAGAAAAGCCACAAAAUGUAUUAACUUUAGUCCUGAAUAAACUCAUCUCUUUCAGAAUGUAUUUGUACUCUUUAAAAAAGGCGACGUUUAUAAUUGUAAACACUUGAAAAAAAUGGCUAGUUAGUGCUUAUGGCUAACUAGCUGUACCAAAAUUAAGGAACAAGGGCAGUACCAAAUAAAAAUAAUGUUUUAAUGGUCAUUUUAAUUGAGGAACAAAUCUAAAAGCAUUUUAUAAAUUCAAUGAUUCUUUUAGCAAUGACGACGUAUUCACAUUUUACCUAAUAUCAGACAUUGUCUUAGUAUACAGUUAGUUUUGCUCCCCAAUAGUUAAUUAUUCGUUUAUUGUAGCAUCCACUGAGAAAAGUUGUUAAAUACAGUAGAUUACAAAUAUUACAUUAUAAUGACUAUUCAUAGUGAACAUUUGGGAAUACUUUAAUUUUAUUUCAGUGCUAACUAAAUUAGGUAAUUUCCAAAUGCGACUAAUACGUCAUACUGACAUAAUUACAUAAAUUUAACUAUUUACAUUUUUAAGAAAACUUAAUCUGAAGCAAAAUAUGAAAAAUCAAUCAAUUAACAGACAAAAAGUUUCAUGUCACAUUUCAUUAGCGUUGCUUCAGAUACAAUUUUUUUAUAAUCGUCGGUUCAAUAGUUUUGCAUAUUUUGCAGUAAUAUAGAGUCAUACAUCUAAACUUAUAUUAAAACAUUAAGAACUAUUUAAAUUAAUUUACUGGCGAUGAUAAUAACCCCGUAGUUACUUUAUUUAUCAAAAAAAUGUAACUUUGAUUAAAAUCAAUGUUGAGAAAUUAACCCUUUGAGUUUAAGUAUCGCAUAUUGAAAAACGAAUUUUCUUUUAGAAAUAAUAUCCUACAUAACAAUUAGACCACAUACAACUACUUAAGAAAUAUUAGAAAAUAAUUUGGCUAACGUUUCAAAAAGACCAGCAAACAUAACGUAACUUAAUAUUAAAGGUAUUACAUAUACUUAGCUUAUAUAUAAACAUAAUGAAAUUGGCACAUGGAAGUACAACUCCAAUGUAGAAUAGUACACAAAACAUGACCAUCAUUAAUUAUGAUUUCGUUUAUCAUUGCCUAGACAUUGAGGUUUGUACAUAAUCAAAUGCGAUACUAAACAUCUAUUUCGGGAUUAUGGUAGUGUACAUUUAAAUCGUCCGAAGUAAAAUGUGUUCAGAAGCAGUGCAAACACAUACAAUCACCGUUGCAGUGGCAGACUAGGAAGGUGAUUCGCACCACCAACACCACUACCAAUUCUUAUCCUUCACAUUUCCAGUAACUUUCCAUUAAUUCACACAGAUAAUAUAUCAAUCUUCUAUAAACCUUAUUCCUGUACAACUUGCCUUAUGAUUUUGAACCAUAAUGGUGUUACCACAAGAUACUGUUUGACGUGCACUCGAGGACACCGUCUUGCGGUAACAAUGGAUUUACUUAGUAAAAUAGUUAAGAAAGGCCAGCUUUCAUUUUAGAUAAGUUCUCCUACUUGGCUUAACAUGUUAAACACAUUUUAACACAGAAUUCGUUACAAACUAUAUCGAUGCUUGAAACUAGUAUACAACAGUUGAUUUUCAAUUAAUGACUUUCAUUUCAAAGUCUGGGCUAUGUUUUUAUAAAGUAUUUACUGUUAAGAAAGAAAACAAAUACAAAACUUGUUACAUUAGCUGUACCUAACAAAGAGUAAUUUAUUCUGUCAUCUUCGUUACAGCUUCUGAUUUUAUUAUCUGGCCUAAAUUAUCAAGUGCCAUGAUGGAUGGGGAACUAUAGACUGUAAUGUUGAUGGUUUCAGUCCUGUCCGUACAAAGGAAAAUUAUACAAACUAAAUAAUUUCUCAAAGUUAUCAAGUAUUAAAAAAUCGUGCAUUAUGUAAAGAAGCAUUUCAUCAAAAUAAAUAAUUUAACUGUCUGUACGAUAAAAUAGCUACGAUGAAAACAGAAUGAAAUACUAACGAUAGCCACAAACAAUUGAAACAAGGUAACUAAUAUUUAAGAAAGACCCGCUUUCAUUUUAGAUCAAAACUAUCGCCUACGCGGAAUGACAUGUAAGACAUAAAACACGUGAGAAAUAAUUACACUAGCUUGAAAAUAUUAUACAACAGUUAAUUCUGUAUAACUCUUUCCUCACUGGUCGCCAACAAAAGCUGCGAUAUUAUACAAAAUAUUACAAAUAUUAAUCGAGUUAAAAAAAAUCAAGUCUCGCAAGUUUUGAAAAUCUACAGAUUAUAAUGUUUAUUAUUCUGACUACUGUUCUAUGAUAUAUGAAUAGAUUAAUCGCAAUUCCGCUCAAAUAGUCUAAGACGUAAAUGUUGUAAUGAAAUUAACAAAAAAAUAU